Molecule: messenger RNA, 2039 nt
Organism: Melozone crissalis (California towhee)
Lineage: Eukaryota; Metazoa; Chordata; Aves; Passeriformes; Passerellidae
Gene: MED18
Product: mediator complex subunit 18
Exons: 2
Coding region: 44-673 (209 amino acids)
Biological process (GO): termination of RNA polymerase II transcription; regulation of transcription by RNA polymerase II
Cellular component (GO): mediator complex; core mediator complex
Molecular function (GO): transcription coregulator activity
Source: RefSeq, a predicted model, not a curated record
UGCCCGCCGCUGCCGCCGAGGCCGCGGAGCCGGUGCGGAGCGCAUGAUGGAGGCGCCGCCGGUGACCAUGAUGCCCGUCACGGGCGGCACCAUCAACAUGAUGGAGUACCUGCUCCAAGGGAGCGUGCUGGACCAGAGCCUGGAGAGCCUCCUGCACCGCCUGCGCGGGCUGUGCGACAACAUGGAGCCCGAGACCUUCCUGGACCACGAGAUGGUGUUCCUGCUGAAGGGGCAGCAGGCCAGCCCCUUCGUGCUGCGCGCCCGGCGCUCCAUGGACAAGAGCGGCAUGCCCUGGCACCUGCGCUACCUGGGACAGCCCGAAAUCGGCGACAAGAACCGCCACGCGCUGGUGCGCAACUGCGUGGACAUCGCCACGUCCGACAACCUGACGGACUUCCUGGUGGAGAUGGGUUUCCGCAUGGACCACGAGUUCGUGGCCAAAGGGCACGUGUUCCGCAAGGGCAUCAUGAAGAUCGUGGUGUACAAGAUCUUCCGCAUACUGAUGCCAGGAAACACGGAGAGCAUUGAGCCGCUCUCCCUCUCCUACUUGGUGGAGCUCAAUGUAGUCGCGCCAGCAGGACAGGACAUUGUUUCUGAUGACAUGAGGAACUUUGCUGAGCAGCUGAAGCCUCUAGUACACCUGGAGAAAAUAGACCCCAAAAGACUAAUGUGAUUGAAAAUCUGGGCCAUUAAGGCAUUGUUUUUGUGUUUCAGAAAAGGAUGUUUUUCUAAAAGGUUUUUUUGUGGGCAAAUCAAAGCAGGGAGAAGGGAAUAAAGUACUAUAUAUCACUUUUGGCAGUUAUAAUUACUGAGUGUUUUUUUCCUUCACUUGUGAAUUUGAACAAAAGUGGACACUUUAAAUUAGCACUGUCAAAAAAAAUCAGUAAAUGUUAAUACCGACAGUUUCCUUCUCUUGCAUGGGAGAUAACUUAAAAAGCCUAUUGCCUAACACUAAAAAUGUCAAGACUUACUGGAAUUCAUCCCUCUGUGUACCCAGAUCCAACUACUGUCUUAAGAUUUUUAGAGCACAAUUUGUGUCUCCUACCUAGUAAUCCAAAACUUUUUCUUUUCAGUAAUAGAUGAAGUUAAUAUAGUUUAAUGCAAGAGGUGCUGUUUCACACAGGCAUUAACACAGAAACUGCUAUAUAAAAGAGCAACUAACUGUACACCUCUUCACCAAACUUUAUAUGACAGGAACAGCUACUUGUUAGGGAAACUCUUUCUUCUGAUGUAACCAAAGUUAGAGUUGGAAGAAAAUCUAGUAAUAUUAACAUUUGCAAGUGGUUUUCACAUCUUUCGACAGUGUUCCAUUAUUUUCACUGGAAUUGGUUAGGACAGUCUUAGUUAAUAACAAAGUAAAUUACCAGGUACUUUUUAUUACUGAAUUUCUCACAGCUGACAGCUAUAUUAAAUAUUGAAAUGUUAAGUGCUUUAUAGAAAAAAAAAAUAUUCACAGUUUUUCAUUAAAAAUGUAUUACAAACAAAUCAGCAUCUGUUACUUGAAUUACUGAUGAUUUUGCUUAGCACCUCUCUUAGCAGGAUGGUUAGUUACCCUAGUAGUGUCAUGAUAAUUCAGUGUUUUUUGAAUUAAGUUUGAGAGUUUUCAGGUACAGUUCAGUCAAAUAAAAGCCAGGAAAGAUAAAGGAGCUAAUUUAAAUUUCUCAGGUUCUUUGCAGAGGUCAACCAUUUCACCCAUUGUUAAAGUGUUCCAAGCUCCAUCAGAAACGUUGCCACCCUUCAGCACCCCAAGUGCUUUAUGAAACAACUAAAGGCAGGGGCCACUCUCAGAAGAAGCUUCGGAAGGUUUUUAAUAGCUACAUUUUCAACUGGAUCAGUGCUGCAGGCUCCGAUGUGGGGCGUGGGGAGGCCUUGAUUACUGGGGUGGUACUUGAGCACCCUCAGGCUGAAGACAGAGCAGUGAUUUCCAACAGGGCAGCAGUGAGGCAUCACCAGCAUCACUGCUCAUUACCUUGACUACAGGUAUUUUCUGGAGGGUACAAACACACCUGCGGUUCUGCUCAUACUUGGGCAUGGCUCAC